AUUCAGUGAAGUUUCAGUACUACGAGUGUCUAAUCAUUUCGUGUUGAUCAGCGUUGUUUGUCACCAUGGCUGGAGUACAUGGACUUGUAGCUGCAGGUCUGGUACUGCUCCUCGCCGCCGGUGCGCCGGCCUUCGCCGUGGACUACACCGUCGGCGACACCUCCGGCUGGACCAGCGGUGUGGACUACGGCACCUGGGCCAAGGGCAAGUCCUUCAGCGUUGGCGAUUCGCUCGUGUUCCAGUACAGCAUGAUGCACACGGUGGCGGAGGUGAGCUCCGCGGACUACAGCGCGUGCUCGGCCAGCAACUCGAUCCAGUCGUACAGCGACCAGAACACCAAGAUCGCGCUCACCAAGCCCGGCACGCGCUACUUCAUCUGCGGCACCAGCGGCCACUGCUCCGGCGGCAUGAAGCUCGCCGUCACGGUCUCCGCGGCGGACGCCACCACCCCUUCCCCCAGCACCACCACCCCUUCCCCCAGCACCACCACCCCGUCGACGUCCCCGCCGUCGUCGACCGAGACGCCCGCCACGCCGUCGGACCCCGGCAUGGACACGCCCUCGACGCCGGCCACCACGACGAAGUCGACGGGCAGCACCGGCGGCGCCGGCAGCGGCAGCGACGCCCGUUCGGUGAUGGGCCUGCUGGUCGGGGCCUUCGGCCUCGCCAUGAUGGGCUAGGCAAGAGGCAGUGCUGGUUGGUUCGGCUAUAUGUAUAUCUCCAGAUUCUCCACGACGUUUUUUUAGUAUCUCUAGUUUACGCGCUCCGUAAACUCUUCUUCUUCUUCAUGGGCCGGGCCGCGCUUCCCGGUCGAUUUGUUCCGUGGGUCUUAUCUUGUGCUUCUACUGCGAUUUCGUAUUUCAUUACUUACUUUGCAAAAUGGUAUUA
Messenger RNA from Oryza brachyantha (malo sina), 888 nucleotides. Its product is annotated as uclacyanin-3. The coding region runs from base 66 to 680 and encodes 204 amino acids. NCBI's taxonomy places the organism in Eukaryota, Viridiplantae, Streptophyta, Magnoliopsida, Poales, Poaceae. Gene Ontology annotation, molecular function: electron transfer activity. The record is from RefSeq and is a predicted model, not a curated record. The transcript has 2 exons. Gene Ontology annotation, cellular component: plasma membrane.